This is a messenger RNA of Abrus precatorius (Indian licorice), 1956 nucleotides long. RefSeq names its product putative GDP-L-fucose synthase 2. Gene Ontology annotation, biological process: nucleotide-sugar biosynthetic process. The transcript is spliced from 3 exons. The record is from RefSeq and is a predicted model, not a curated record. The coding region runs from base 265 to 1245 and encodes 326 amino acids. NCBI's taxonomy places the organism in Eukaryota, Viridiplantae, Streptophyta, Magnoliopsida, Fabales, Fabaceae. Gene Ontology annotation, molecular function: GDP-L-fucose synthase activity.
GACACAGUAUUGCAAAAGAUAAUGUGUACGUGGAGAAGAGCAUAGAGUGAGAGAAAAGAGUGAAACAAAAAAAAAAAAAAAAAAAGGAGAUUGUGAUUUGAUCUCGCCGGGAUCCCUCAGAUCUGAGCUCACCGUCGCCGGAGUCCGAUUCACCGCACUUCAAUUCAAGCGUGGAUCGGAUUCUAAGGUUUGAUUUGAACUUGAAAGGUGGUAUAGCUUAACUGUUGGGUAAAACAAUUAACAAAUCUUGCUCUACACACAAGCAUGGGAAGCCAAGACAACAACGCAGCAUUGUCACCAAGUUCAUUUCAAGCUGAUAAAUCUGCUAAGGUUUUUGUUGCCGGUCACCGGGGUCUUGUUGGCUCGGCUAUUGUUCGCAAGCUGACUCAACUUGGGUUCACUAACCUAAUCUUACGCUCUCAUGCUGAGCUUGAUCUCACUCGCCAAUCUGAUGUUGAAGCCUUCUUCGCCUCUGAGAAACCAGAAUAUGUCAUUGUAGCUGCAGCCAAAGUUGGUGGCAUUCAUGCGAACAACACCUAUCCUGCUGAUUUCAUUGCCAUCAACCUCCAAAUCCAGACCAAUGUCAUCGAUUCUGCUUAUCGCCAUGGUGCUAAGAAGCUAUUGUUUUUGGGUUCCUCUUGCAUUUACCCCAAAUUUGCACCCCAACCGAUUCCAGAAAAUGCUUUACUCACAGGACCAUUAGAGCCCACAAAUGAAUGGUAUGCUAUUGCCAAGAUUGCUGGGAUCAAAAUGUGCCAGGCUUAUAGAAUUCAGUACAAGUGGGAUGCAAUUUCAGGAAUGCCCACUAACUUGUAUGGACCAUAUGACAAUUUUCAUCCUGAGAAUUCACACGUUUUACCUGCUUUGAUGAGAAGGUUUCAUGAGGCAAAGAUCAAAGGUGCCAAGGAGGUGGUGGUGUGGGGCACAGGGAGUCCAUUGAGGGAGUUUUUGCAUGUUGAUGAUUUGGCAGAUGCGGUUGUCUUCAUGAUGGAAAAGUACAGUGGACUUGAGCAUUUGAAUGUAGGGAGUGGAAAGGAAGUUACUAUUAAGGAAUUGGCUGAGUUGAUGAAGGAAGUGGUGGGAUUUGAGGGUGAUCUUGUUUGGGAUACUACUAAGCCUGAUGGGACUCCAAGAAAGCUUAUGGAUAGCUCCAAACUUGCCUGCUUGGGUUGGACACCAAAAAUCUCACUGAAGGAUGGGCUGCUUGAUACCUACAAAUGGUACUUGGAGAACGUAAAUCUAUGAUUCAGCUGGUUCAGCAGAAUGUGCCCUAUUAAAUUUUAUAGGUACUAGUCAUUUUACUAUGAAAUUUUUUUGUUUCAAAAAUAAUUAUCCAGAGAACAGUACGCGACCAAUUUUUCUAUAGCAAUUAUGUGGAAUGAAAACUUCAGUUCUUUGUUUAUUUUUUUUUUUCUAGAGAUCAUGAGAAUCCAGAGCCAUUGUUAAAAACUAUGAACAGAAGGUUGUAAUUUCGCUAUCACAUGACACAUGUUUCAAAUGUGUAUUUCCAUGAGCAGUUUUGUAAUUGUUUGGCUCUCUCUCCCUCUGUCCCUUGCACAUGCGUGCAUGCACCCGCGCCAAGUUGUUCAAUGUUGUUUAUCAAGCAACUGUUACAAUUUUUGCAUGAUAAUUAUUCAGCACAGAUGGUAGUGCCCCUUCAAGGCUUCUAAUGUUUGUCUAAAAUUCCUUUGGAUAAAUAUACUGCGGAUUAUAUCAGUUGAGUACCUUCUUGUGGAUUAGCAUGUUCAGUCAUGGAAUCUAAUUUGAUGCCUAUUCUCAUCAAAAAGUCAAAUUAUGGAAUCUUUUAUCUUCCUUUGGGUUCCCAGAUGAUUAUCUGUUGUUUCAAUAUCUUAAAGUAAACACAAACACUUGGCCACAACCGAGUGAUUGUAUUUCAUGCCUGUUAGUCUCAACUCUUCAUAAAAUGAUUAUUGGUAAUAGCUUUUGCUCAAUAUU